CGCUUCCUUCCUCUUUAGGCGGGUAAUUUGAACGUUUGCGGACACAAGCUUCCCGGUUGGCGCGAGCGUAAGUUGGCAGCCGCGGCGGAGACUGAACCGGAUCGUGGACAUGUCGGAGCGGCGAACGCGGUCCGGAGGGGCCGCCCAGCGGCCGGGUGAGCGGAGGGCGCGCGAGAGCUACGGAGUCAGGACUCCACUUACUAAGUCUUCUAAGAGGUCCCAGCGGAAAUCUGGCUCAGAUCUUCCAAACAUCCUUCCUGAAAUUUGGCCGAAGACACCUCAUGCGGCUCCGGUCAGAAAGCCAAUCGUCUUGAAGAAGAUCGUGGCUCACGCAGUAGAGGUCCCAUCUGUCCACACGCUUCGAAGGAGUCCUAGGAUCUCUUUUAUCUUGGAAAAAGAAAACAGCCCUCCUCUCAAGGUCCCUACUAAGGAAGACCUCUUCAAGACUUGCAGUGUCCCUGGUACCCCCACCAGCACCCCAGUGCUGUACGCUCAGAACGUUGACUCUAACUCCGGGGAGGGAGACCUGGACACCAGAGACUUGCAAAUGUCCCAGAAAGUCAGACGAUCAUACAGUCGGCUGGAGAGCCUCAGUUCUGCCUCAACCUCCACUCCUGGCCGCCGGUCCUUCUUUGGCUUUGAGGGACCUGAAGACUUGCCUGGAGUCUCACCUGUUGUGUGUUCAAAGUUAACUGAAGUCCCAAAAGUACCUGUGAAGCCCUGGGUUCCAGACACAACCCUUCCUGGUAUCUCUCCUCCAGUGGUGAAAGAGAAGCGAAAGAAGAAGGUGCCAGAGAUCCUGUCUCCCACAGGCAAAUUGAGUGCCCAUCCCAAGCAGGCCUUGAGAGCAACAAUGCAGCCUGCUAAGCCAGAGCCAGAGCCACAGCUAGAAGAAACUGGGGACUCCAGGGAGCCCAGCGUGGAGCCAUCUUCGGGGCCAAGGGUGGACCUGCAAUCGGAGCCCACUGUCACAUUCCUGUCCACACUCCUGAACACUCCUGAGCCCAAAGAUGCUGAAUCGGACACUGAGACACUGGAGAACCGGUUCCUGGGUCAGGAAGACUGGGGCCCUAAGCGGGCUUCAAGGGAGAUACAGAAUUUGCAGAGGGACUGCCAGAGGCUUCAGGAGGCGUUGAACGUUAACCAAAAGGACAACCUGGCCCUUGAAGAGAAGCUGCAAAACCUGGCUACCUCAGUGUACGAGGACCUGGAGGGAACUCUGCUCACUCUAAAGGACUCUAGACUCACCCAGGAGACAGCUGAAGGAAGCAGAGGACACCCAGGAGAAAGCAGAGGACACCCAAGAGGAAGCAGAGGUCACUCAGGAGGAAGCAGGGGUCACCAGGGAGGAAGCAGAGAACACCCAGGACACCUUGGCUCUUGAACAACUGAAGAGGGCUUCUGCCCAGCGCUUCUCCCGUGAACCUCCCAUAUCGUUGCCAGCAGCUACCCUGUUCCCAGAAGAUAGUGUUUCACAGGAACAGCAAUCAGCCCUGGCCAGCCCUAAAGGCAGAGAAUGGAUACUUCCUCAGGAGUCUGUUGUCAACCCCUCUCUAAGCCCCAGCAAUAAAGAUCCCCACUGAGUUGCAGAA
Myodes glareolus (Bank vole) is the source of this 1592-nucleotide messenger RNA. Lineage: Eukaryota; Metazoa; Chordata; Mammalia; Rodentia; Cricetidae. The record is from RefSeq and is a predicted model, not a curated record.